UUAUCAAACAAUCACGUGGUGAUCAAAACAAAUCAUGCAUUGCGUGGCAAGAUUGCACAACACGCUACACAACUUUUUUAAUAACAGAGAGAUAAACUCAAUAACUACAACAAUACUUAUAUUCAUUUCUCUGUACAUUUCUAUUAUCACUCUCUUAGGUGAAAACUUUUUGAAUCCACUUGCCGAUCAUGUAAAUCCAGUCAACGCUACUAAUGAAGAUGUGACCGUGCGAUCGAUAUUUGUAAUAUUUAUUCUUCUUGUUGCUGGAAUUUUUGCAGCAAAAAUUUCAAAAGCAUUGAGGCUUCCUCCACUAUUCGGAUGUCUUGCACUUGGAAUAAUUAUCAAAAACAUCACUGUCUUUGACCAAUUUUUUGUCUUCCCUCCAUUUGUCGAAACCAUGAUUCGAAAAGUCGCUUUGGUCAUGAUUAUUGUUCGUUGGGGGCUUGCAACAGAUAUUCAUUUUCUUUAUGAAAAUGCUCUCAUGCCAGUCACCAUUGGUCUCGUUACAGCAAUUGGAGAAAUAAUUGCAGUCACAAUUGCAUCAUACUUCAUUUUGAAUAUUUCAUUUGUGAUGUCGAUUUUCUGCGCAUUAAUUCUUGUGACGGUGUCCCCUGCUGUGACCGUUCCAGCCAUGAUCAACUUCAAAGAAAAACAAUUGGGGUCUCUUAAAAGAAUUCCUGAAAAUAUUUUGGCCAUUUGUUGCGUCGACAAUCUUUUCUGCGUUAUUUUAUUCAUGGUUCUUUCGUCCAUUAUUUUUACCGAUGCCCCAAUAGCUACUACAAUCCUUCUCAACGCUGGAAGUAUUGUAUUUGGAUGCAUCGGCGGAAUUGUACUUGGAUGGAUUCUGUGGAGAUUCCCAAGAUCAGAUGCUCCACACACUCAAUUCGCAAGAAUAACUCUUCUUGGUACUAUUUGUAUUGCAGUUGUUAUUGGAACUUAUCUUAUCAAGUACUCCUGCUCUGGUUUUCUCGCCGCUCUCAUCACUAGUGCAAUGAGUGCAAUGCAAUGGAAAGCAGAUAAUAAAGAGAAGUUAGAAUGCGUUGAGUCUACAUAUAAAUACAUAUGGGAUUCCUUCGCGCUUCCACUUCUUUUUAUCUGCCUCGGAAUGAAGUUUGACUGCUCAACUCUGACAUGGGAGAUUGUGUUUUUGUGCAUUGCUGUUAUUGCAAUUGGUCUGUUAGUAAGAACGAUUUUGGUAAUGUUGGUAACACUCUCCUCACACAUUAAUUUCAAAGAGCAAAUUGUUGUUGCUCUGAGCUUGCUUCCAAGAGCCACUUUCCAGGCCGACCUUGCUCCAACUCUACUUUUGAUGGCUACACCAUUCCCAGACAUGGCCAAGGAUGCAGCACUCAUCUUAAAAGCUGCCAUUUUAUCUGUUCUAAUCACAGCUCCUAUUUUUGAUAUUCUUCUCAAUCUUGUUGGAUCUAAAUGUCUCUCUCAAUACAAUCCACAGGAUGCGCCGGCAAUUGAGAAAAAUUUUGACAAAACCUAUAUGAAUGGUGAUCAUGUUGAUGAAACCAUCUAUGCCGCCCGUCCGAAGACAUAUUCGGAAUACCGCAGUGAAGCUGUUAUCGAAAGAUAUUAAAAAUUUACCCAAACUUUUUAGAUUUUAUUACAAUUUUCCUCUGAAAAAAAAAACAAAAUAAUUCCUAAUUUCCCAUAUUUAUAAUAUUAUUAUCAAGUCAAUUCAAAUUCAAUUUAAAUGACCAUAACCAGGAAAAGACAUUUCACCAAUUUUCCAAUUCGAUUUAUUUUACUUAUCCACAUCUACCAAUUUCCCGUUCCAGCAUGUUUUUAAAUAUGUCAUUCUGAAAUUUCGUCAUGAUUCUGUUAUACCCUUCUUACUUGAACCAUAUCUGAUCUUAUCAACCACACCAGUUGAACCAAUUUUUUGUAACCAAUAUGAAAUUUCAUUUAC
Molecule: messenger RNA, 1918 nt
Organism: Caenorhabditis elegans
Lineage: Eukaryota; Metazoa; Nematoda; Chromadorea; Rhabditida; Rhabditidae
Gene: slc-9B.1
Product: Cation/H+ exchanger transmembrane domain-containing protein
Exons: 10
Coding region: 35-1585 (516 amino acids)
Source: RefSeq, marked reviewed